This is a messenger RNA of Botrytis sinoallii, 1020 nucleotides long. RefSeq lists its product as uncharacterized. The transcript has a single exon. The record is from RefSeq and is a predicted model, not a curated record. Bases 1 to 1020 code for a protein of 339 amino acids. NCBI's taxonomy places the organism in Eukaryota, Fungi, Ascomycota, Leotiomycetes, Helotiales, Sclerotiniaceae.
AUGGCAUCCUUAACCCAAACCUUGUCCGAGUCAGAUGAACAUUCUAUUCUCUCACUCAUCCCACCCUUUUCAUCUUUACAUGCCACACGAACUCCAGAACGAUCUCUUCUGCCUGAAAGUCAAAACACUUUCCUCAAAUUUUCCCAUCUUCCUGACCAUAUUCGCAGCAUAAUCUGGCGUCACGCUUUCCUCGAAACUCAAACCCCUCGCGUAAUCGAAGUUCGUGCCGAAAUCGUAGAAAGUCUGCACUGGAACUUAGACUGCGAAAAAACGAUCUUCCCUGAGCCAACAGGAUCCUCUGUUCUGAGAUGGACCGAAGUUAAUCCGCGAAGUCAAUGCACGAUCGAAAUGGUAUCCCGUGAAAGCAGAGACGUCGUGGAAAGCGUCUGGGAUUACUGUCUUCACGACAAGCACCCGAAGGAUCUUAACUUCAUCGAAGAGUACAUAGGAGACGAUGGGAUGGAGGAUCCAAUAUACGUGGACAGGAAAGUUGUUGAGGAAAGGUUGGGUGCCAAUUUCAGAAGAGGAAUUAAGUUCUUGAGAGAUCAAGACAAAAUAUACUUUAAGACGGACUAUGGAACCAUGAGAGCUUUGCAGAAUAUGAGGUCCAGUAUGGUUAGCCUUGAAAGAGUGAGGAAAGUCGCCAUCGACAUAUUUUGUAUUGGGCAUUAUUUGUUGAGCAAACAACUCUUUGAGGGCUGGUAUGAGAAGAAUGAUUGUGUCGAAAUAGAACAUGUGCAGGAGAAGCCAUUGCUUGCUGGAAUAGAGGAGCUGACGAUAGUUGUGGGAGAUAUUCCACCACAAAGCAAAUCGUUUUCGGAAACUCAGAGCAUUAUGUCUCAGAUUGAGGAGGAAGAACAAAUAGUUACUAAGGAUGAUCCCACCACCACCCAUAAGACAUUGUCAAAAGAUAUGGCCUUGGUCAUAGAGCAUUUGGCGAAAUAUGAAAUGCUGAGAUACGGAAAUGUUAAGGUUGACUUGGUCAGGAAACACCAGCAGGCAGCGAUCACUGGAGAAUAG